Molecule: messenger RNA, 951 nt
Organism: Fonsecaea pedrosoi CBS 271.37
Lineage: Eukaryota; Fungi; Ascomycota; Eurotiomycetes; Chaetothyriales; Herpotrichiellaceae
Exons: 2
Coding region: 1-951 (316 amino acids)
Biological process (GO): secondary metabolic process
Cellular component (GO): cytoplasm; cytosol
Molecular function (GO): hydrolase activity; carboxy-lyase activity
Source: RefSeq, a predicted model, not a curated record
AUGGAGAGAAUCGACGUCCACAAUCACGUUGUGCCAGAGAACUAUGUCAGACUUCUCAAAGAAUUGGGUGAUCCGAACGGAUCUCAUGUACCCGAAUGGAGUGUGGCACUGUUGAGGACGUUCAUGAAGGACCAUGACGUUCGCCGUGCGCUCCUGACCUUGUCGGCGCCAGGUACGACAAUCACAAAAGGAGCACAAUCAGUCGAAUUCGCCCGCGAGGUCAACGAGGCACUGGCCCAGAUCCGCGAUUCAGAUCCAGACUCGUUCGGUUUUUUUGCAUCAAUUCCCCCUCUGACUCAGAAGGACGAUGCGUUGGCUGAGAUCAGGUAUGCACUGGACACUCUGCAAGCCGACGGCGUGAUUUUCUUCACCCGCUACGGCAACGACAGUCACUACCUGGGCCACCCAGACUUCGCCGAGAUCUGGGACGAGCUCGACAAAAGGCACGCCGUGGCGUUCAUCCAUCCCACGGGGGGCUUAAACGUCGAGCCCGCCGGGCGAGGGCUGAGUGUGGCCGUGGUCGACUUUCCACACGAGACGACGCGAACGGCGCUCGAUCUCAUCGUGUCCAACACGGUGCGAAAUCAUCCCAAUGUGAAAAUCAUCCUGCCUCAUGCCGGAGGGACGCUGCCUUAUAUCAUCCAACGACCGGCCAUCGUCCUUCCAGGAUUUGGGGUUCCCAAGAGCAGCGAGGAGAUAGUUGAAGACGCCCGAGCAUUUUACUAUGACACGGCGCUUUCCACGGGCUCGGACACCUUGAAGCUGCUUACCAGCUUUGCCAAACCGGACCAUAUCUUGUACGGUAGCGACUUCCCUUAUGCGCCACGCGGUGUGGCGAAGCAUUUCAACAAUCAAUUGGACGCCUUCCAGGGACCUGAGGAGAACACGUUGAGGAAUAUCAACCAUGACAACGCGCUGAAGCUGUUUCCGAGAUUUGCAAAAUCAACUUAA